Messenger RNA from Paramisgurnus dabryanus, 1715 nucleotides. It is a transcript of the gene chek2, whose product is annotated as checkpoint kinase 2. Lineage: Eukaryota; Metazoa; Chordata; Actinopteri; Cypriniformes; Cobitidae. Gene Ontology annotation, molecular function: ATP binding; protein binding; protein kinase activity. The record is from RefSeq and is a predicted model, not a curated record. Gene Ontology annotation, biological process: protein phosphorylation.
GAAAUAUGUUAUUGGAAGUUCGCUUGAAACUCAUGUGGAAGUGAAGUGAAAUGGUUUUCCCGGCAGAUUGAUGAGUUGCCCAUGCUGCCGAUAGUCCAGUUCUGCAAAGAUCGUUUUUAUAAGAGGACUUGCGAAAAGUGUAAGAAAACAUCAUGUCUGAAGAACCCGGACCAAGUGGCCAAUCACAAUCCCAGACCCAAUCCCAGACUCAGUCCCAGCCUGGGUCCAGUUCCUCAUCCGCACCAACAUCAUCAAGUCAGGGUUCCUCUGGAUCAGGGACCUUAAGUUCUGUUGAUACAGUCCCUGUUCAGGAAUUACAGUCCAUUCCUGAGGAUGAAGAGGAACCUCCGCCUCAAGUUUGGGGGCGUAUCAUUCCCUUGGUGCAGGGGUUUAGUGUUCUCAACUGCGUGGAAAACCAGUACUCCUUCGGAAGAGACCGUCAGUGCGACUAUUGUUUUACUAAAUCAGCUAUCAGAAAAACAGCACGCUUCCACACGUAUAGCAAGAAUCACUUCAGGAUUUUUAGGGAUGAAAAUCUUGUGUAUAUUGUUGACUUAAGCGGUAACGGUACAUGGGUGGAUGAUGAUUUAAUAGGUCAAGGAAAGCAGCGCAUUCUGAGCAAUAACUCUGUCAUUGCACUGGCAGAGCAGAAACAUCAAGUGUUUAUGUUUAUUGAUAAGAUGGGCAAUGAUCAACCGAAUCUCCCAGCAGAGUUCAGCAGCAAAUACCACAUAGCAAGAAAGAUCGGAACAGGGGUCUGUGGUGAAGUCAAACUUGCCAUUGAAAAGGACACCUGUAAAAAAGUUGCCCUAAAAACCAUAAAUAAAAACGAUUUCCCAUCAAUAGGGACAGCCACAAGAAACGCAGAAAGAGAGAUCGAGAUUUUAAAGAAAAUUGAUCAUCCAUGCUUGAUCAAAACAGAGGAUUUUUACCAGACACAAGACUCCUACUACAUUGUUCUGGAGUACAUUGAGGGUGGUGAGCUGUUUGGCAGAAUCAAAGCUCAGAAACAACUAGAGGAAGAAAUAGCUAAACUUUACUUUUAUCAGAUGCUCAGAGCUGUUGAGUAUCUUCACAAUAAUGGGAUCAUUCAUCGAGAUCUGAAGCCAGAGAAUGUCCUGCUAGCUUCACAUGAUGACGUCUGUUUGAUUAAGAUAACGGAUUUUAAUCAGUCUAAGAUUCUUGAAGAGUCCUCUCUAAUGAAGACACUAUGUGGGACGCCCACCUAUCUCGCCCCUGAGGUUUUCACACACGCUGCUACUGUGGGCUACACCAAGGCCGUAGAUUACUGGAGUCUGGGUGUUCUCCUAUUUAUCUGUUUGGGCGGCUAUCCUCCAUUCAACACCGAAUGCAAGACGAUGACGGUUCGAGAGCAGAUCAUCAAUGGUCAUUAUCGUUUUAUCCCAUCUCAGUGGAAGAACGUCUCUAAUGAUGCCAAAGAUUUGAUCAAGAAACUCCUGGUUGUGGAUCCCGAAAAGCGCCUCAGUGUUGAAAAGGCCCUUGAACAUCCCUGGUUAAAGGAUGAUGAGAUGAGAAAAACGGCAAACCAACUUAUGUUUCCUGGAACAACAUCCAGAAAACGUAAGGCACAAGAAGGAGAAGGCGAACCGUCAUCCAAAAAGAAACCUGCUGCUUAAUAUUAACACUUUUUAUUCCUGUGGCUCUUUUAAACUCUCUGUCCUGACUUUAGCAUCCAAUGUUUCUCACUGUAUAAC